AUGGCUCGUUCUUUCACUAACGUCAAUUUUGUUUCUUCUCUCCUUCUCCAAGGAUUUGCAAAUGCUCUCACUAGACGCGGAUACGCUGUGGCGUCGCAAAACGCGACAAGGGGAGGGGUGGUUUCCAUGAACAAAAUUGGAACACCAACGUCAGGGGAAGACAAAGGGGUGUCUCCCUACAAGGUUUCGUGGGUUCCAGAUCCUGUCACUGGUUACUACAAACCCGAGAACAUCAACGAGGUUGAUGUUGCUGAAUUGCGCGCAACGCUUUUGGUCAAAAAAAUGAAAAGCAGUUCAAAGGCGAAUGGGAAACAAUUGGUGUUUUAUGAGGUAGAAGAAGCGUGUGUUACAAGUAUGUUUCAGAUGAAGCCAAUAGUUGAGGGUUUUGGUCGUUUUCAUUUUGUUGUGGAUUCUGGCUUGGACUGUGGUGGAAAUGAAUGA
Sphenostylis stenocarpa is the source of this 441-nucleotide messenger RNA. NCBI's taxonomy places the organism in Eukaryota, Viridiplantae, Streptophyta, Magnoliopsida, Fabales, Fabaceae. The record is from the annotation of a GenBank genome assembly.